AUGGUGAUAGAUAUUACAUCAUGUUUAAACAUAAAAGAUGUAAUACUGAUCCAUAUAUUUACAGUUCAAAUUGUUUACUUGCAAGAAGAGGGCACUUUAAUUUCAAAUUAUUUAGGAGCUGAUCAUUAUGGUUAUGGUGGUUUAGAAGGUUUAGGAGCAUUAUCUGCAUAUAAAUUACAACAGCUGCCAGCUAUAAGUAUACAAGAAAUAGCAGCACCAGCACCAGUACCAGCAGCACCAGCACCUCCUCCACCUCCACCACCGCCCCCAGCACCUCCAGCUGGACCACAACCUGGCCAAACAGCGACAACAACUUUACAAGCAUUCGUACCAAUUCAAUUAAGUGCUAUGUAUGCAAUUCCAGGACCUCCAGCUGCAGCUCCUGCACCACCACCCGCCCCACCUGCAGCACCUCCAGCACCACAAAUUAUUCGACAAAUUGUUACUGUUGAAGUACCAAAACCAGUGCCAUAUCCAGUUGUUAAACCAGUUGCUGUACCAAUAAGAAUUCCUGUACCGAAACCAGUUAUUGUUCCGGUAGCAAAGCCGGUUGCUGUCGCACCAGCCUAUAUUGAAUCACCACAUCCAUUAUUAUCCCACAAAUUCUGGUAG
Condylostylus longicornis is the source of this 612-nucleotide messenger RNA. RefSeq lists its product as uncharacterized. The transcript is spliced from 2 exons. The record is from RefSeq and is a predicted model, not a curated record. Lineage: Eukaryota; Metazoa; Arthropoda; Insecta; Diptera; Dolichopodidae. Bases 1 to 612 code for a protein of 203 amino acids.